Messenger RNA from Uncinocarpus reesii 1704, 2049 nucleotides. RefSeq lists its product as uncharacterized. The coding region runs from base 1 to 2049 and encodes 682 amino acids. Gene Ontology annotation, cellular component: PeBoW complex; nucleolus. The transcript has 3 exons. NCBI's taxonomy places the organism in Eukaryota, Fungi, Ascomycota, Eurotiomycetes, Onygenales, Onygenaceae. Gene Ontology annotation, molecular function: RNA binding. Gene Ontology annotation, biological process: ribosome biogenesis; maturation of LSU-rRNA from tricistronic rRNA transcript (SSU-rRNA, 5.8S rRNA, LSU-rRNA). The record is from RefSeq and is a predicted model, not a curated record.
AUGGCGAAAAUAAAGAAGAAGGGAGCCUCCGGCGCAGCCAAAAACUAUAUCACGAGAACUCAAGCUGUUCGCAAGCUGCAGAUAUCGCUUCCUGACUUUCGCCGAUUAUGCAUCUUUAAAGGCAUAUAUCCCCGCGAGCCACGAAGCAAGAAGAAGGCGUCUAAGACUGCGACUCCGAGCACGACAUUCUACUACACUAGGGAUAUACAAUAUCUGCUACAUGAGCCCCUGCUUAGGAAAUUCAGAGAACAGAAGGCUCUUUCCAAGAAGAUCGCAAGGUCUUUAGGUCGUGGAGAAGUUGGCGAUGCAGCUCGACUAGAAAAGAACAAUGCUCCGAAAAUUUCGCUCGAUCAUAUCAUAAAAGAACGCUAUCCCACUUUCAUUGACGCUCUCCGGGAUCUCGAUGACGCUUUAUCCUUGCUCUUCCUUUUCGCGAACCUUCCCUCCACGACGAAUGUCCCUCCGAAGACAAUUGCCCUCUGCCAGCGACUUUGUCAUGAAUUCCAGCACUAUCUCAUUGCCACCAAUUCGCUACGAAAAUCUUUUCUGUCUAUUAAAGGUAUCUACUACCAGGCCACCAUCCAAGGGCAGGAUAUUUUGUGGCUAGUUCCGUAUCGAUUCGUUCAGAAGGUCACCGGGGAUGUGGACUACAGGAUUAUGGCUACAUUCGUGGAGUUUUACACUACACUUCUUGGAUUUGUCAACUUCCGUCUAUACACAUCGAUCGGGUUGGUAUAUCCUCCAAAAUUCGACUUGAAGCGCGAUGAGUGUGGUGCAGAGCUUGCCGCUUUCACUCUCGAAGGUAGGAAAGUCGGCGAAACUCAAAAGGCGAUAGCAUCUGAGCCCGAAACGAAUGGGCAACCUGUAAAGGAUGAUGCUAUUUCGAAAAAUAUGCAAGCCAAAGUUAAUACUCUUCUUGAAAAGGCGAAACUCGACGAUGAGCUUGACCAACAGGCGGUUGAACAGGAGGAGGCCAACACCGAUGCAAUUGAUAGAUUUGAAGCCGCUGCACCCGAAGCGGAUACUCUCCCCCAACCGCAAAUGAGCGGAAAUGAGGCGGCCUCGUUGUUUGCUCCUUACACCUUUUUUAUUUCCAGAGAAGCACCGCGAGCACCUCUGGAAUUUCUACUCAGAGCGUUUGGGUGCAAACGGAUAGGCUGGGACGCUGUUUUGGGUGAAGGGGCCUUUACAAAUGACGAAACGGACCCUCGGAUAACGCACCAAGUCGUAGAUCGCCCACCUCUUCCCGAAUCCGCUCUUCCUCCUAUGCCACAAAAUCCGGCCGAAGGAACCGAAACAACGCCUAGAGUGCGACCAGGGACCAAGAUGCCUGGCAGGACUUAUGUACAGCCUCAGUGGGUUUGGGACUGCAUAAAUGAAGGCAAACUUCUGAGACCCGAUCUUUACGCCCCAGGUGCUACAUUACCUCCCCACCUUAGUCCAUGGGUCAAACCUUCCAAGGGUGAUUAUGAUCCCCGCUUGGGUCUAGCAGAGCAAGAAGGGGAGGGUGAGGCCGAGAGAAUAGCUGAGGAGGAAGAGGAAUCAGAGGAGGAAGAGUCAGAGAAUGUGACCACUCAAAAGAUUCAGCCCCCCCCAGCUGAAGAGUCGGAUGAAGAAUUUGAUGAUGGUGGUAUGGAUGUAGAUGUUCCCGGUUCUGACGAUGAAGAGGAAGAGAGCGAAGAAGAAAAUGUCGAAAAGUCUGGAAGUCCUAAUGAACCUGUCGACGUGCAAUCCGAGUCUGAGGAUGAGGAAGAGACCGCGCGAAACCAACACCAAAAGGAACUUGAGGCUGAGGCUGCAGGGCUCCCAUUUACUGGAACAAGUGGUGCGACUGAGGGUUCUAAAAAGUCAAAACAAAAGCCAUUGGCUAAGAAACACGAAGCUAAGAAGAAGAAGGAACAGGAGGAGCUCGAGCGCCAAAAGAUGAUGAUGAGCCGGAAGAAGCGUAAAUUGCUUGACAAGAUGCUGUACUCGAAUAAAAAGAAGGAUGAGGAGGCCGAGAAAUUGAGGAAGAAGCGAAGAAAGAUUGAACAGAAAUCACAAGCAUAA